Messenger RNA from Durusdinium trenchii, 1506 nucleotides. NCBI's taxonomy places the organism in Eukaryota, Dinophyceae, Suessiales, Symbiodiniaceae. The record is from the annotation of a GenBank genome assembly.
AUGCAGAGAGGCUAUGUGACCAAAUGGCUGGUGCAUCGGAAUUUUGGCUUCCUACAGCCCGAAGGUGGUGGUGAGGAUGUCUUCGUGCACGGCUCGGUCUUGAGGGACGCCACGGCCUUGGCGGCAGGUGACCGGGUGGAGUAUCAGCUGGCAGGCAAGGGAGCGAAUGGCGCCAAACCGACAGCCUCGAGCUGCAAACGGAUCGAGAAGGAUCCGCGGACGGCCUAUGCGUUCCCUUGCGCGGACUGGAUGACUUCAGUGGGGGAGUUCCUCAAGACUGCAGGCGUCGGUGCUGCGGAGCUGGAGCGCACCGCCCAGGUGAUGGCGCCGUUCAUCACCUACAGCUCCGUGCGCUGCCCCUUCCUGGUGAUCUCGCAAGCAGGCCUCUUGGAAGGCAUGCGAGCCCCAAAUGCCAGCGAGUUGUCGAUCCUGCUGAAGUUGCUGGUGGCCUAUGCUCAGGGAUGUGAGGUGCAGCGGCGCUUUCUGCUGGCGGACUUCGAAGGGGAGAUGCUCGGGUACUGUGGUGAGUUGAGCACCGCAGCCCUUUUGGAGACGAAGGUCCUGGACCAAAACCUCAGACCGUUGAGUGCCAACGCCCUGGGCCACGCUCCGUUGGGAUUGCUCAUCGAUUUGCGGAGCACCCCAUGCAUUGAUGCCUUCCGUCCACUGAUGGAGAGCCCAAAGAUUAUGAAAGUGAUGUGGGGUGCUGACGCAGAUUUCGAGAGUUUGCUCCAUCAGGAGAUUCCAAUCCAUUUGAAGAUUCAGCCGCAGGCAGUGACGGACCUGCAGCUGGCCUUUUCCUCUGGGGAUCGGCGCUUGGGCAUGGCGCGGAUGUUGGAGCGAUUGCCUGCUGACCUCAUGAGCCCUUUGCCCGACAAGAAGCAGAUCGACUGGCAUGCCUUUCACUCCCAGAACCGGCGUGCCUUACAUCUACCGAUGUCCUUCAUGGAGGCGACCUAUGCCAUGGACGACUUGCAUCGCAUCGAGGCAAUUCUGGCGACAGUGAAGCCCUCGAGCUCCAGCUACCAAGCGGCAAGGAAGAGCACUGAUGAGGUACUGGCGGAUGUCAAGGCGGAUCCUUGUGGGUGGAGGUCUUUGGAAAGGAAUGAGUGCUUCUACCACAAGAGUUUGGGUGUGAGAAAACUUUCCUGCGCUGUGCGCCUGGUGCGGCACAGCGUCGCCCUGCGGCGCCGCGAGAGGAACGGCUUGGACCUGGGCGAGAAGAAGGAGAAAGCCCAGCAGAUCGAAAAAUGGGCCGCCUCCGAGUUGGCCGCCGCAGGUGUGGUGAUCCCCGAGGACCUGUCCUUCGCGGGCGACGACCUCAACGGGAGCUCCCAGGAGGGCGCACGCAGCGGAACACCGACGGUGGAGGCGCCAGGCACUCCGGAGCGGCGAAAGCCCUCGCCAAGAUCGCCGGGCAACCGCAAAGUCUUCCUUGGACUCGUUUUAUCACUCCUGGUCCUCGUCGCCCUCUUUUGGUGGCUGGGCCGCCCUGCACGAGCCUAG